CAUAGAGCAACAUGGCUCCAAGCAUAAGAGAAGACUGCUAGGAGAGAGAGAGAGAGAGAGAGAGAGAGAGAGAGAGAGAGAGAGUUAUAUGCAUGUGUAUAUAGAGAGAGGCAGCACAAAACUUCAGUCUAUACAUACCUUACAUACCUUUACACAACCUAAUAACCACCAUUGGCAGGCAGCAGCAUAGCUAGCUUGCUUCUAAUGCAUGGUUCCUUGUCUUGACCAGCUUCACAACACAACCACAUUGUUGUGGUCUUAUGCAAGAAAGGCCAGGGCCAGGGCCACUGCUGCACCAGCCAAGGCUAGCUACAACACCAAAAGGUGCUGGAAUUAUACAUCUCCAAGGUCCAAGCUAGCUAGAAGACCUUUGGUGGUGAGGGUGAGCUUGGAGGAGGAGGAACCCAUGGCUGCUGCUGCUUCCUGCAUAGCUUGCAAUGGCGGCAGCGCUGAUGCGAAGGAGGAGAAGCACAAGUGUGAGCUCAUCAGGUACGAAGCACUGCCGGAGUGGCUCAAGGACAACGAGUUCAUCCAUGGCUACUACCGCUGCGAGUGGCCGAUGAAGGAGACCAUCCUCAGCAUCUUCUCCAUCCACAACGAGACCCUCAAUGUUUGGUCGCAUUUGAUCGGGUUCCUGCUGUUCCUGUGCCUGACAAUCUUCACAGCAAUGGUGAUCCCAAGGAGCGGCAGCAGCAGCAGGAGCAGCACUGCAUACCAGCUGGGAGAUCUGGUGGAGAUGGCCAGGGCCAACAUGACGGUAGCGCUGAGGCAUGAGGCACUUGCAGCGUGUUUCCUGCUGCCACCAUCUGCUGCUGCUGCUUCAGCUGCUUUGUCUGAAGAUGGUCAGCAGAUCCCAACCAGCUGUCCACCCAACACUUCCUCCUCCUCCUCCCAUCAUCAUGCCAUCCAGAUCCAGGGCAGCACUGGUAAUACGUCGGUCACCAAGGACGCCGGCGCCGCCAUCGCCACCGCGGCUGCCGACCCCAUCACGCGGUGGCCGCUAUUCGCGUACCUGGGCGGCGCGAUGGUGUGCCUGCUGACGAGCAGCGCGUGCCACCUGAUCCUGUGCCACUCGGAGCGCACGGCGUACGUGACGCUGCGGCUGGACUACGCCGGCAUCGCCGCGCUGAUCGUCACCUCCUUCUACCCGCUGGCCUACUACUCCUUCCUCUGCGCGCCGGCGCUGCAGCGGCUGUACAUGGGCUCCAUCACGGCGCUGGGGGCCGCCGCCGUGACGGCGUCGCUGGUGCCGGCGUUCCAGGCGCCCGAGCUGCGCCCGCUCCGCGCCGCGCUCUUCUCCUGCAUGGGCGCGUCGGGCGUCGUCCCCAUCGCGCACAAGCUGCUCCUCUACGGCGGCACCGCGCCGGGCGCCGUGGCGUCGGCGGGCUACGAGGCGCUCAUGGGCGCGCUCUACGCGCUCGGCGUCGCCGUGUACGCCGCGCGCGUCCCGGAGCGGUGGGCGCCGGGCAGGUUCGACCUCGUCGGACACAGCCACCAGCUGUUCCACCUCUUCGUCAUCGCCGGCGCCUACGCGCACUACCUCGCCGGAGUCGAGUACCUCAAGUGGAGGGACGUCGACAAAUGCUAGCUAGCUGGCUGCUGAUUGCCGUGGCGUGGCGGCGCCAUGCGCGAGGGCGCGGUGUACACGCUGAAUCAUGUCAGCAAGCACGUAAGCAAAUAAGCAAUGCUGCUGUACUGUACACAUGCUGCGGCCUUGAGAAGAGAUUGGUGAAACUGUGACAGAGUGACAGGUGGGCCCGGCCGAUAUAUGCAUGGUUGGUCGCAGAAGUUCAUCAAGAGGUUUGGCUAGAGAAAGAUUAUGCCGUGUACCUAAUUAGUAGUAGUAGACGAUUUUAAAAAGAAGGUAGUGUAGACACUAUUUUGAUUAUUCCUUUUUGUGGACUGAUUGAGAUCAAUGGGUGUAAACAAAUUAAUGUAUGUGUCUCAUAUCUAUUACCAGCUGGCUGAACAUGAGAUGACAGUGUUCAUCUUCAGACUUCAAGUCAAGAGAUAUAGAAAUAUUUUUAGGCCUUGUUUAGAUGCGAAAA
This is a messenger RNA of Sorghum bicolor (sorghum), 2048 nucleotides long. Its product is annotated as heptahelical transmembrane protein 4. Gene Ontology annotation, molecular function: signaling receptor activity. The transcript is spliced from 3 exons. Lineage: Eukaryota; Viridiplantae; Streptophyta; Magnoliopsida; Poales; Poaceae. The coding region runs from base 209 to 1588 and encodes 459 amino acids. The record is from RefSeq and is a predicted model, not a curated record. Gene Ontology annotation, cellular component: membrane.